Molecule: messenger RNA, 2308 nt
Organism: Macadamia integrifolia
Lineage: Eukaryota; Viridiplantae; Streptophyta; Magnoliopsida; Proteales; Proteaceae
Product: vacuolar-sorting receptor 3-like
Exons: 12
Coding region: 1-1902 (633 amino acids)
Molecular function (GO): calcium ion binding
Source: RefSeq, a predicted model, not a curated record
AUGGAGAAACGGAGAUCAGUUGUAGGGUUUAAUCUAGGGCUUCUGUUAUUGUUGUUCUGGGUUUCUUUUAUAUCUCGGGUGACGGCAAGGUUCGUGGUGGAGAAGAAUAGCUUAACUGUAACAUCUCCGGAUAGUAUUAAAGGUAGUCAUGAUAGCUCCAUCGGAAACUUUGGAAUACCUCAAUAUGGAGGAAGCAUGGCUGGGACGGUUGUGUAUCCGAAGCAGAACGUGAAGGGUUGUAAGGGUUUCGAUGAAUUCGAUAUUUCUUUCAAGGCAAAAGCUGGAGCUCUCCCAAUAUUUGUUUUGGUCAAUCGAGGAGAUUGCUUUUUUUCCUUAAAGGUUUGGAAUGCACAGAAAGCUGGGGCCUCUGCAGUGCUUGUAGCGGAUGACAUUGAAGAACCACUGAUAACGAUGGAUUCACCCCAAGAGGGGAGUGCAUCUGCAAAGUAUAUUGAGAACAUAACAAUUCCAUCUGCCCUUAUUGAUAAAGACUUUGGUGAAAAGUUGAGGAAGGCAAUCAGGGCCGGGGAUAUGGUCAAUGUGAACCUCGACUGGAGAGAAGCUGUUCCACAUCCAGAUGACCGUGUGGAGUAUGAGUUGUGGACCAAUAGCAAUGAUGAAUGUGGGAUCAAGUGUGAUAUGCUGAUGGAGUUUUUGAAGGAUUUCAGGGGUGCAGCACAAAUUCUUGAAAAAGGUGGUUAUGCGCAGUUCACACCCCAUUAUAUAACCUGGUACUGUCCUCGAACAUUCACAGUAAGCAAACAAUGCCAAUCCCAGUGCAUAAAUCAUGGAAGAUAUUGUGCGCCGGACCCUGAACAGGAUUUCAGUCGAGGUUAUGAAGGGAAAGAUGUUGUUAUUGAAAAUCUGAGACAAUUAUGUGUUUUUAGAGUGGCAAAUGAGAGCAAAAAGCCCUGGGUCUGGUGGGAUUAUGUAACAGAUUUUCAAAUAAGAUGUCCAAUGAAGGAGAAGAAGUACAACAAGGACUGUGCUGAUGCUGUAAUCAAAUCUCUAGGUCUUGAUGGUAAAAUGAUUGAGAAGUGUAUGGGGGACCCAAAUGCAGACGCUAAAAAUCCUGUUUUAGAAGAAGAGCAGAAAGCCCAAGUUGGGAAAGGAUCAAGAGGUGAUGUAACCAUACUACCUACCCUCGUCGUUAACAAUCGACAGUAUCGAGGGAAAUUACAGAAAGGUGCUGUUUUGAAGGCUAUUUGUUCUGGUUUUGAGGAAACUACUGAUCCAGCUGUGUGUUUGAGUGCUGAUAUAGAGACUAAUGAGUGUUUAGAUAAUAAUGGUGGUUGCUGGCAAGAUAAAACACUAAAUGCAACUGCCUGCAAGGAUACAUUCCGUGGAAGAGUAUGUGAGUGUCCCCUGGUUGAUGGUGUUCAGUUCAAGGGAGAUGGUUACAGUACUUGCAAAGCAAUUGGACCUGGACGGUGCAAGAUAAAUAAUGGGGGUUGUUGGCAGCAAACUCAAGAUGGUCACACAUUCUCUGCUUGUGUGGAUACCGAGGGCAGUAAAUGCCUGUGUCCUCCUGGAUUUAGUGGAGAUGGUGUCAAAAGUUGUGAAGAUAUUGACGAGUGCAAAGAGAAAAAGGCUUGCCAAUGCCCUGAAUGCAGUUGUAACAAUACGUGGGGUAGCUACAAGUGCAGUUGUAGUGGAGACCUCUUGUACAUCAGGGAACAUGACACUUGCAUAAGUAAGCGGGCAACGGAAGCAAAAGGUACGUGGGCUGCUUUUUGGGCCAUUUCUAUAGGCUUGGUCAUGGCUGCUGGUGGAGCUUAUCUUGUUUACAAAUAUAGAUUGAGAUCGUACAUGGACUCAGAGAUUAGAGCUAUAAUGGCACAGUACAUGCCACUGGACAACCAAAGUGAAAUCCCAAAUCAUGUCAGUGAGGAUCGUGCCUGAACAUGUGAUCCAUUGCUGUCGAACUUCCAUAUAUCCCCAAGCAAAGCAGAGAUGUGGUUUGCCUUGCUUACCUUCACAAGAAGUACCUCCAGAAGGUGGGCUUCCAAAUUUUGUAAAUUUAUGGACUGGUAAGAGGUUUAAGCAAGAGCUUGGACCUUGAGCUGGAAGAUGACAUAAAAAAUUAAACUAGGGUGGAUUGAUGGAGAGACUUGAAGAUGGACUGCAAUUCUAGGAAGCACCAUUACUAUUUAUGACCGAGGAUGUUUUUAUUAUCUGGUUCUAAGAGCAAUUUGUGUAAUUCAUGUAAAGCUUUAAUUGGGCUGAUGAGACAUGAUUCUCUCACCACGGCCCAUACCAGUGUAAUUUCAUUAUUUAUAAUUAGUAAAUUUUUGGUGUUUGGGAGUUA